AUUCCACCCUCCGUUCUCCUACAGUUUUCAUACCCAUUUUCCCGAGAAAAUUGAACGACGGAAAAUCACGCUGCUCAUUUUCCCUCUUCCCAAACAGGAUCUCAUUGAGGGCUUCAUCAUCCCUUUCUCCUGCGCUUUUGGGCAUAAUCUGUUCCCCGGAAGGGAAAAUUCGCCGUCUUAUUCACCGGAGGAGGAGUUCAGGAGAUGGUGUCGCCUGAAAAUCCCAACUGGCUCUACGACUUGAUCGACGACGAGAGCUUCACCAUCCAAGGCCCAGGAUUUUCCUGGCCGGUGCAGCAGCCUAUUGGUUCUUCUUCAAUUGCCAGUGCUGGAGCUGAUGGCUCAGUCAGUAAUCUUGAAACCAGCAAAGAGCCUGGUUCCAAAAAGAGGGGUAGACCCGAAUUAAGCUGUGCCUCUAGCUCCAAAGCUUGUAGAGAGAAGCAGCGUCGUGACAGGCUGAACGACAAGUUUAUGGAAUUGGGUUCAAUUUUGGAGCCUGGAAGUCCUCUCAAGACUGAUAAAGCUGCUAUUUUGAUUGAUGCUGUCCGCAUGGUGACACAGCUCCGUGGUGAGGCCCAGAAGUUGAAGGAUUCCAAUUCAAGUCUCCAGGAGAAAAUUAAGGAGCUGAAGGCCGAGAAAAACGAGUUACGAGACGAGAAACAGAGGCUGAAGGCUGAAAAAGAAAAGCUGGAGCAGCAGAUGAAAGCCAUGAAUGCUCAAGCGAGCUUUUUCCCGGCUCCACCUCCAAUGCCGGCUGCUUUUGCUGCUGCCCAAGGCCAAGCUCCAGGCAACAAGUUGGUGCCGAUCAUCAGCUACCCAGGAGUUGCGAUGUGGCAGUUCAUGCCUCCUGCUGCAGUCGACACUUCACAGGAUCAUGUCCUCCGCCCACCGGUUGCUUAAUCGGACAAAAAAAAAAAUCGAGAAUCAUCAACUGGGUUUGCUUCUUGCUUCCUUGAAGCAAAGUCUUAUUUCUCUCUGUCCCUUUUGCUCGACUUUGUUAGCUUACUUGCUUGCUUGCUGCUCAUGUUUCCGUUUUUCCUGUCUUAACUGGACCCGUUGAACAAUGACGUAACAUUGUAAACUUCAAUUGCUUGGUGCCAUGUUAUCUA
Messenger RNA from Tarenaya hassleriana, 1109 nucleotides. RefSeq names its product transcription factor ILR3. The record is from RefSeq and is a predicted model, not a curated record. Gene Ontology annotation, biological process: regulation of DNA-templated transcription; intracellular iron ion homeostasis. The transcript has 5 exons. Bases 205 to 900 code for a protein of 231 amino acids. Gene Ontology annotation, molecular function: DNA-binding transcription factor activity; protein dimerization activity. Lineage: Eukaryota; Viridiplantae; Streptophyta; Magnoliopsida; Brassicales; Cleomaceae.